Lichtheimia ornata is the source of this 744-nucleotide messenger RNA. Its product is annotated as triose-phosphate isomerase. Lineage: Eukaryota; Fungi; Mucoromycota; Mucoromycetes; Mucorales; Lichtheimiaceae. The transcript is spliced from 6 exons. Bases 1 to 744 code for a protein of 247 amino acids. Gene Ontology annotation, molecular function: triose-phosphate isomerase activity. Gene Ontology annotation, biological process: gluconeogenesis; glycolytic process; glyceraldehyde-3-phosphate biosynthetic process. The record is from RefSeq and is a predicted model, not a curated record. Gene Ontology annotation, cellular component: cytosol.
AUGGCACGCAACUUUUUCAUUGGUGGUAACUGGAAGAUGAACGGUUCCGUCACCUUGGCCAAGUCCUUGGUUGACAUGCUCAACAACGCCACUAUUCCUGCUGGUACUGAGGUUGUUAUCUCUCCCCCUGCUAUCUACAUUGACCGUGUUCGCCAAUCCUUGAAGAAGGAGAUUGGUGUUGCUGCUCAAAACUCUUAUGUCAAGGCCAGCGGUGCUUACACUGGUGAAAUCAGCCCUGAGCAACUCAAGGACUUGGGUAUUGAUUGGGUCAUCCUUGGUCACUCUGAGCGUCGUGAAUACUUUAAGGAAUCCGACGACUUCGUUGGUGAGAAGACUGCUCAUGCCUUGAAGGCUGGUGUCAAGGUUAUUCCUUGCAUUGGUGAGAAGCUUGAGGAACGCGAAAGCAACAAGACCACCGAAGUUGUCACUCGCCAAUUGAAGGCUAUUGCUGACAAGAUUGAUGACUGGACCAACGUUGUCGUUGCCUAUGAACCCGUCUGGGCUAUUGGUACUGGCAAGGUCGCUACUCCCGAACAAGCUGAAGAAGUCCACGCUACUCUUCGCAAGUGGCUCGCUGACAAUGUCUCCCAAAAGGUUGCUGAUGAGACCCGUAUCAUCUAUGGUGGCUCCGUCAAGGGCAGCAAUGCUCCUGAGUUGGCUAAGCAACCUAACAUUGAUGGUUUCUUGGUUGGUGGCGCUAGCAUCAACGAGGACUUCCUCAAGAUCAUCGCUGCUCGUCAGUAA